AUGCUGUACAGUCAGUUACCAACGCCACCUCCAAUGAGUCUCAAGGGGAACCUGGCAGAUAACUGGACUUUUUUCAGAGAGAGUUGGGAGAGCUGUAAGAUAGCAACUGAACUUGAUAAGAAACCCAAACCAGUCAUUUUGGAAACUCUUAAGAUAGUUCUGGGAAGAGAAACUUACCAAAUAGCUAAAAAAUCUGCUGCAGCUGAUCGCACAGAUCCUGAUAGUUUCUUGCAGGCUCUGACGCAGCAUUUAGAACCACAGAGGAACAUCAUUUUUGAGCGUUACCUGUUCAACAGUGCCAACCAAGAAAAUGAAAACAUGGAUCGAUACCUGAACAGACUGCGAAAGCUGGCGUCAACCUGUGCUUAUGGCGCUCUGUGUGACGAACUGAUUCGAGACAGACUGGUCAUUGGAAUCAAAAGCCAUGAAGUCAGAAAACGACUACUCCGUGAGAAGGCUCUCACUCUCAAUACAGCCUUAGACAUAAUUAGAGCUGCAGAAACAGCCAGCGAUCAACUGAAAAAGAUUGAUGGAGAAAUAGAAACUUCAGUACACGCUGUCAAGUACAGAGGAAAGUAGAAACGGUGAAACAAUGUAAAUACUGUGGAACGAACCACAAUUUACGCGAGUGUCCGGCUUAUGGAAAAAAAAAUGUCGCAAGUGUAAAAUGAAGAACCAUUUUGCUAAGAUGUGCAGAAUUCGAGAUCAAGAAUCUCAAAGGAGAACACAGAAAGCUGUGAAGAGCGUUUCCAAGAAACCUACGAGGUGUAUUCAUCGAAUUGAAGAAGCCGAACCAGCAAUCACUGAUGAU
This is a messenger RNA of Pocillopora meandrina, 811 nucleotides long. NCBI's taxonomy places the organism in Eukaryota, Metazoa, Cnidaria, Anthozoa, Scleractinia, Pocilloporidae. The record is from the annotation of a GenBank genome assembly.